Molecule: messenger RNA, 1816 nt
Organism: Lolium perenne
Lineage: Eukaryota; Viridiplantae; Streptophyta; Magnoliopsida; Poales; Poaceae
Product: protein NRT1/ PTR FAMILY 8.5
Biological process (GO): transmembrane transport
Cellular component (GO): membrane
Molecular function (GO): transmembrane transporter activity
Source: RefSeq, a predicted model, not a curated record
UGAAAACCAGCUGUCACGGUGACCCAAUCAGUUAUUUGACCAAUUUCCCCAAACCCGCCCCGGCUCCGUUCUUUCAGGAAGAGAGAAGGCGCGGCGGCUCCGUUCCAGCAUGAACGCCGACGACCACCGUGGGGCCUUACGGACGCCGAUCUUAGCGGACGAUGAGGCAUCUGGUUCAAAUCGGGUCCUUGAAGCUCAAGAGGCGCGCAAGGCCGGUCACAGCUCUAACAAGGCGCUGAAACUCAUCCUGGCCCUGCAGUUCCUGGAGGUCACUGCAUUCUACGGGAUCUACCUGAGCUUGAUCGUGUAUCUUCAGGAGGUUUUCCAUGGCCACAGCGCUUCCAACGUGGCGUGCGUGAAUUAUUGGGUGGGAGUGAGCUACCACAUGCCCGUGUUGGGCGCCGCCAUCGCCGACUCCUUCUGGGGAAAAUACAAGACGGUGAUGAUCGGCCUCUCGGUUUCUGUCGUCGGAAUGGCCAUGGUCACCGCAUCAGCGGCCCUGCCGUCUCUGAGCCCUCCACCGUGCGUGCAGAACGCGAUCUGCGCACCGGCCACUCUCAGCCAGAAGCUGGUCUUCUUUUCUGGGUUAUACCUGUGCGGCGUGGGGAUCGGCGCGUCCAAGGCGGUAGUCAUCUCGUUCGCGGCGGAGCAGUACGACGACGAGGACGACGGCGCCGGCAAGAAGGGGCCGGGACGGGGCGCCAAGGCGUCCUACUUCAGCUGGUACUACGCGGUGGCGAACAUGGGCAUGAUGACUGCGGGGACACUGCUGGUCUGGGUCGAGGCCAAGGUGAACUGGGGGCUCGGCUACGGCAUCUGCACGUCGUUCGUCGCGGUCGCCGUCGUCAUCCUCGCCGCGACGGCGCCCAUGUACCGGAUCUCGCCUCCCGCUGGCAGCCCGUGGAAAGGCGUGUUCCAAGUGCUCUACGCGUUCUCUCGCAAGGUAAAACUGAAAGUGCCUGAUGAUGCCACCGCACUGUACGAGGGGGAGGAGGAUGCCAAGGAUCCGUUGGUGCGUCCUCUACACGAACGACUGCAGCACAGCGACCAGUUCAGGUUCUUGGACAAGGCUGCCAUUAUCACGGACGAGGAUCUGAAUGAGGACGGAGACCGGCCAUGGAGGCUGUGCCCGAUGACGCAGGUCGAGGAGCUCAAGACCUUGCUGAAGCUGAUCCCGAUAUGGCUCACCUCAGCCGUCUACUUCGUCGCCAACACGCAGGCGCAGACCACGUUCGUGCAGCAGGGCACCAGGACGGACACCCGGAUACCGGCCCCGUCGCUGACAGCAGUCGAGACGGCGCUCGUCGCCGCCUGCGUCGCUCUCUACAACAGGACCUCGCGCCGCCUCACGCCGCUGCGGCUAAUGGGGCUGGGGCACGCCACGGCGGCCGUCGCGGUGGGCGUGGCCGCGUGGGCCGAGUCGCGCAGGCUGCGGAUGGCCGGGGAUCAUGAGCGUAUGGGCAUAGCGUGGCUGCUGCCGCAGUACGUGGUGAUGGCGAUCUCGGACGCGUCGCUCUCGGUAGGGCAGCUGGAGUUCUUCUACGACCAGUCGCCGGAGACGAUGAAAGGCGCGUCCACGGCGUUCUACUUCGUGUCGGUCUCGAUCGGUAAUCUGAUCAACUCGCAGCUGGUGACGCUGAUCGCGUCCGUCACCGCGGCGGGAGGCAGGACGGGCUGGUUUCCACCGGAAAUGGAUGAUGGGCAUCUGGAUUACUACUUCGUCCUCGUUGUCGUCGUUACAGUUGUGAAUUUUGCUGUUUUUGUUGCACUUGCCAAGAACUACACGCCCAAAAGGGUUAGAUAAUUGGUUGAUUCA